GCCUUCAGAACUCAGAUCGCCAAGUCAACAGAACAAUAGGACGCCUGCGAUCCUUCUCGGAGUCUACGCGCGUUCCAUGGACCAGGAAACUACGGUCUACAUCGGUCAAUAACCAUUUUCGAGACUUGUUGACUCUCGAAUCCGCAGCAGCAUCGUCGUUCUCUACCAGUCACCCAGACCACCGUCAAACUGGCAUACCCAACGUACAGGCUGUUCGAACCUGAACACAUUUCCUCUAAUAGACCUAUAAUACUCGACGAAUCCUACGCAUCGCCCGAGACUGCGGCUCUUCACGAAGAAGGGUUCGAGGGAGCCCUCGUGGCCAGGGCGGAUUCCCCAAAGGGUAUCCUUUCCAUGUCUAGUUACGGGAAGCCUCAACCAUCGCAACUUCAAGGUUACGAACGAGUAUAUCCCGAAAACUCGUACUCUUUCGCAGGUCCAAUUUACGGCUCGCAGCCCUCCGUCUCAUCAACAACAUCGGCACCAGUUUACCAAAAUGCACCUCAGCUGACAAUGGCAUAUCCCCCAAACCAAACGCGUCCGGGCUACGACGACCAGGCUGGCCCUUAUUUAAACGUCGGCUCCACCCCGGUCCCCGAAAUUACGUCCUGGACACCUUCCAGAGGAACUCGAGAUACCAAAUUCCAAGUCUAUUUUACGACAUUGUACCCGCUCAUGACAGCAAAUUCACCGAUAUUCUUCUUGAUGUUUGGGCAAAGGAAGUGUCAGGCUUCGCUGCAAAAGUUGAACCAAGCAGGAGGUGUGUGUUCGUACAACAUUACAGCAGAAGUUCCACCGUUUUCAUCGACGGGUUUCUCAGCCCCUACGGUAUCGGUAGUCAUGUUCAUGGAAAGUGGAGAUGGAGGAGACGUGAUGUCCAAAGUCGAUGUUGGGACCUUCACGUAUGUUGAUGGUGGAGAGCAAGGCGGGAGCAGCACACCUCAGGAAGUGUCGAGGAAGAGGAAAAUUUCUGCAGAAGACGCAGAACUCAUGAAGAGCCCCGCCAAAAGAACUGCGAGCCAGCAGUUGAGGCCGAAGGAGGAAUUUGGCAGCAGCUAUGGCUAUCCAUCGACAGAUUCGAAUCCGUCAUACUCGCCAUACAUGCAAUCGAAUUCCUAUGGAAAUGUCGCCCCCCAAUAUGGCAGCCACCAGAGCCGAUCUGCAGGGAGCUAUCAAGGGGGACAGCAAUCGCGGCAUCUGGCAUAUGGAUACCCGUCUUCCGCCACAGCAUCUCCCCCGUCUCUGAAGGCUCAAUCGCCACAAAUUGGAAACUGGGCAGGCUAUCCAACAGUCGGCUCGAACAUCGGUCGAGGUGGUGUUCCCUCGAAUGUGGCAGUCUCUCGACCUGCGUUAUCGUCUCUCCCUGCACCAUCCUUACCAGCAAAUCCACCUUUGAUCAGAACAUCAACCUUGCAACAAACGCCAAGCCCUGCAUCGACGCCACACGGUGGGCACCCUGGUCAGAACUUCAAUGCAUAUGCACUUUACCCGCACAAAGCGAAGCUUGAGAUCCAAGGGGAUCUCGACGCUAUGGCUCAAAACUGGACCGAGGAAGAGUUUGAAUCAAAGAGGAGGCUUGUACAUUUCAGGCGGUCUCAAUCAGGAAGCACGAUCACAACAACAUUCCAGCCUGUUUCCGUGGAUGAUCGACCGCCGAACAGUGUAUGCAUUAGCUGCAUCUACUGGGAAGAGAAGCAGGAGUGUUUUGUGACCAGUGUGGAUACAAUCUAUCUAUUGGAGCAGUUGGUUGCAGCCCGGUUCACUGUAGAGGAGAAGAACCGGAUACGGAGGAACUUGGAGGGUUUCCGUCCAUUGACGGUUUCCAAGGGAAAGUCAGACAGCGAAGAAUUCUUCAAAGUCAUCAUGGCUUUCCCUGCCCCCAAGCCACGCAACAUCGAGAAAGAUGUCAAGGUAUUCCAUUGGAAAGACUUGGCAUCUGCGUUGAAGAAAAUCAUUGGCAAAUACUCUGCCAGUCCAUCUUCAACUUUACCGCCAGCACUUCUGACACCGGUCAGCUCGACCGGCUAUCCUGAAGGGCCAUCUGCAGGCAUGGCAUAUACAAAUGACCACCAUGGAAUCAACUCCCCACGGUCGAUAUCAGGCUCAACGACAUCGACGGCGUACAAUUCUAUGAGCAUCCCUGCGCGGGCCCUCUCCCCUCACGACCAAAAGUCGAUGGCGUCUCAAGGCGGGCCUCCUGAUCUGCGAGUAGCAGUCUCUCACAACCCCCACGAGCACGCAAGUCACUGGCAAGGAGGAGCGCAGCAUCAGCUGCAAGGGUCGCAGCAGUAUCAACACUUGCAGAAUCAGAGCGGACGAAGCUCAUGGGGGGACAUGUAUCUCGAGGGCAGCCCAGCAACUAGCGCCGGUACUUCUGGACACGCCCAAACGCUGGCGUACCCCAAUUCCCGUAGCCUGGCGGAAGCAGCGGUGCCCGGGGGCGACAACCGCAUCGUGCGAAGUCUGUCGUCGCAACAACAGAGUCAGCAGGUGCCGCGUCCGUGAAGCGCGUGCGGCGUGUGAUUGGGUGAGGCUGAAUGAAGUGUGAAGUUGAGGGUGUGCUCCUUCAUUGGUCAUGUGUCCCUUCGUUCGCUAGCGCCUCUUUUCUCGGGGCCCCGGCUUUCUCGUAUUCCCUCACAUGUGCAGGCCGCCUGCACAACAUCGCAACCCUGCUGCCCACCCCCAUCCACCGAUGGCUUGAACUCAAAUCAAAUUAUCUCGAGUCUGGGUCUGGGUCAAGCCACCUGUUACACGACGAUA
Hyaloscypha bicolor E is the source of this 2760-nucleotide messenger RNA. RefSeq lists its product as uncharacterized. Lineage: Eukaryota; Fungi; Ascomycota; Leotiomycetes; Helotiales; Hyaloscyphaceae. The transcript has 4 exons. The record is from RefSeq and is a predicted model, not a curated record. Gene Ontology annotation, cellular component: nucleus. Bases 355 to 2505 code for a protein of 716 amino acids.